UUUGCUUUGCCAAUUAUAUCAAAUCCACAUGGUAUCAGAGCAUUAUCAUUUAGCUAUAUUCUUUCUUUGAAUUUUCUUCUAUGGCCAUCGGGGAGGAAGAACCAUCCUCUGCCAUAUCCUCCUCUCCAAAAAUGGAGUACACCAUCUCCUUUCUUUUUAGGACCUCAAGAUCGACCAGGAGAUUUUAUUACUCCCGUCCGUCUUACCGGCGAUAACUAUGAUGACUGGUCAAGCUCCGUUCGUCUUGCUCUUCGGGCUAGACGUAAAUUUGUAUUUAUCAACGGCACCAUCACUGAACCAACACCUCCUUGGACCGAGGAAGAUUGGCUGACAAUACACUCCAUGUUAGUCUCUUGGAUAUUAAACACGAUAUCUCCCGAGGUAAAAACUACUCUUUCAAAAUUUGAUGAUGCAAAACUACUUUGGGAUGAUUUGAAAGAACGUUUUUCCAUUGUUGAUGGUCCUAAAAUUCACCAAGUUAAAUCUGAUAUCGCCCACUGUGAGCAAUCUAAAACUCAAACUGUUGCGAUUUACUAUGGAAAAUUGAAAGUGUUGUGGGAUGAACUCAAUAAUUAUGAACCAUUAAUUGCGUGUUCUUGUGGAAAGUGUACAUGUAAAAUCAACUCCUUGCAUGAACAACGACGAGAGUCGGAACGACUUCAUCAAUUUUUGAUGGGUCUUUCCGCCGAUUUUUAUGGUCAAAUACGAUCUCAACUGCUCUCACAAACUCCACUCCCCACACUUAAUCGUGUUUUUCAACAAAUAUCUCAAGAAGAGCGGGUACGAGGAAUUAUGCAAAAUAAAAAUAAGGAUGAUCAUUCUGAAAUUUUGGGUUUUGCCGUGCAUGGUGGGCGGCCAAAACCAGAUCAUAAGAUUGACAAAACUAAUCUCUUAUGCACACAUUGUAAGUCACGUGGGCAUGAAUUAUCUAGCUGCUUUGAAAUAAUUGGGUAUCCUGAAUGGUGGGGCCCGCGCCCAAGAAUUUCACAUGCAACUGCCAAGAAGCCAGCUCGUGAAACAGGCUCCAACUUUUCUCCUCUACAGCUUGGAAUGCGUCCAGAUUAUCGCAGCUCUACAGGAAACCAAGGCAAUCAGUCACUGCUUCACCACCCAAGUGGACCUCCACGCCAGAUGGGACGCCCAAAUGGGUCCACUCGUGCCCAUGUUGUUUCCGCCGCUGGAGAUAGCGGUUUUGACACGUUGGCUGCAGGGUCAACAUCUGCCAACUCCUUACCUAUGGAGCCCAUGCACGGACCUCUGCCGGGUUUCUCACAUGAUCAAUGGCAGUCUCUAUUUGCCGCUUUCGGUAGUUCUUCUUCUCCGUCUUGCCGUAUGACUGAUACGUUUGAAUCUACCUCUGGGAUAAUAGAUAGUGGGGCUUCUAAUCAUAUUACGGGUGAUUUAUUAAACCUCCUGCAUGUAUAUGAUAUCCCCUCUCGCAUGGUUACCCUUCCUAAUGGCCAACAGUCAGUAGCUAACAAAGCUGGAAGAAUUUUAUUAUCAAAGGAUUUUUGGUUACUCAACGUACUCUUUGUGCCGGAAGUGAAGUGCAACUUACUUUCAGUCUCUCAACUUAUUAAAGAUAAUAAAUGCUUUGUACAAUUUUCAUUUAACAUUUGUGCUAUACAGGACCUUCACUCGAAGAAAGUGAUUGGGCUGGGUGAACAAAGGGAUGGACUUUAUUAUUUCUGUACGGAAGGUGUAACACAAGCUCUUGCAGUCAGAAACUCAUCUACAACUAUGAAUGUUUGGCAUCAACGUUUGGGACACCCUUCUGAAAGUAUUGUACAGUGGUUAUUUCCCAAUGAUGCUCCUAAAAAGAAUUUCCCUAACCCGUGUGAAAUAUGUCAUAAGGCAAAACAGUCAAGGGAUUCUUUUCCUUUGAGCAUCAAUAAAACUACCAGAACAUUUGAACUUAUUCAUUGUGACGUUUGGGGGCCUUAUAAUACUCCCUCUUCAUGUGGUGCUAAAUGUUUUUUAACGCUAGUGGAUGAUUUUUCUCGAGUUGUUUGGGUUUAUUUGUUGCUUGAUAAAAC
This is a messenger RNA of Cuscuta epithymum, 2036 nucleotides long. The record is from the annotation of a GenBank genome assembly. Lineage: Eukaryota; Viridiplantae; Streptophyta; Magnoliopsida; Solanales; Convolvulaceae.